AUGAAGAAUAGGGGGUUGGUCUAUAGAAGGGCGAGCGACAAGCUAUCGAUCACGCUCCUGAUCGACACCAAGGCAGCGAAGGUUUGUUUUGCCGAGGCUGGCAACGAUGUCGUCGAGUUCCUCUCCGGCCUCCUCUCGCUGCCGUUGGGCACAAUUGGCAACCUGCUCACAAAAGAGCGCAUGGCCGGCAGCGCCGGUAAUUUGCUUGCGAGCGUGCAGAUGCGGGAUGCCGACUACAUGGGCAAGGAGCAGCACCUGAGCCCGGCCGUCCCCUGGGCCACGCUUUGCCGCCUGGAGGAACUGCUAGGCGCCGAGGUGAGCAACUGCCACACCCGCUUCUACACCUGUGAAAAUAGGAAUACCGGCAGAAGCUGUGGAUUUCUCUCGGCCAGCAGUGACAGCGCCUGCCCCGCCUGCAAAGGUAGAAUGUUCGACCCUAUGCAUGUCAGGAGCGAGAAUGAGGAGGUCACGGCAGCUAGCAGGGCGUCUGUGUACACCAUCAAGGACUACCUCAUGGUGAGUCCGGCGCCAAGCUUGCUGUCAGGCAUCACCUUGUUUGCGCAUUGCGGCGUCACGGACCUCAGCGUGCUAGAGAAGAAGUCUGUCAAGAUCGGCAAGGAAGAGGCGUUGGGGAUACUCGCUGCUGCCCUCAAGUCCAAGACUGUCCUCACGGAUGUCUUCCUGCCAAAGAAGAAUGCACGCUGCAAGAGGGAACCUCCUGAGGAAGUCAUUUACAUGUGA
Aegilops tauschii subsp. strangulata is the source of this 741-nucleotide messenger RNA. RefSeq lists its product as uncharacterized. Lineage: Eukaryota; Viridiplantae; Streptophyta; Magnoliopsida; Poales; Poaceae. The record is from RefSeq and is a predicted model, not a curated record.